UCGUAUAGCACUUUAGCUUCAUAGUCUUAGUCAGAUUUAACCACCCUGUUUUGAUCCUGAAUUCCCUCUGGCAGUCAGGUAGGCAUUAAACUGCGGGAAAAGGCAUGAGGAUGACUGAACAAAGGUGUAUACACCAGUUUCCCAAUCCCAAGUGCACAUUUACAUGUUUUCCUGCCCCAAAGGUACAGGAGACAACUCAUCGGCUAAUGAAUGUAGGUGUGUUAGAACAUGUGAAAGGCUCGUUCAUUAGACAAUUUUCUCCAGGACCUGAAAUGGGAAACGUUGGCAGACAGCAUACAUGAGGAUGUGCCAAUCUCAAAAUUACUUUCCAUACCGACUAUUAACAUCUCAACGAGCUAAUGGGAAUGGAAAAGCAAUGUGAUGUCCAAAAAAAAUUUUUUAACUGGAGCUUAGUAAGAUAAAGAUUUUAGAUUGAACUUAAUUGCAGACAUUUGCUCCAUAAAGUGCAAAUCAUUGGCUCACUGUUGGUCAUUUACUAGGUCACUGGUAUGUUGAAAUACCUGUUCUCAGGUCACUUCCUCUUGGUUUCACCCUUAAUAAGAGGCAGCUGAUCAGUUUCUGGCUGCACUGUGAACAGCAACAGAUGUGCGGAGUUUAGAGAAAGAGCUGCUCUCACUGGCCUUGCUGCUAGCCAUGUGCUAUAGUAUUCUUGGAGAGUUGUGGACAGUGGCUAGUCAUUCAAAUAAGUACUGUAGCACUGCAGUCCAGGCUGGAAGAGGUUGCACUCAGGACUGUUGCUGUAUUUGGGAUGAAGACAGAGCUGCUGCUAAGUACUGCUAUUGGAGCCUUUGGCAAACUUUGGACACUUUGUCUUUUAUUUGAUUUUAUGAGGCAUUUUAUAAAAGCAAAGACACCUGAUGCUAGCAUCCAAAUAUGCUAUUGUUGGCCAGAUUAGCUGUUGUUAUCUGAGUAUGACAAAGGAGAAGGAUGGGUGUAAGUGGGCAUAAUCAAAGAUAGUUGGUGUUUCACAUCUAACCUGAGUAUUACUACAAUUAUGCAGUAUAAACAUCACCGUAAUACAUGUUCAUAAGACAAAUUCCUGCAGGAUGCAUGGCUCUCAUGCUUACAUUUAUUCUAAAAUACAGUCAGCAGAAGAAUUAUAAGGAACUAAAAUUAAUACAUAAAAUAAAUAAAACAGGCACUGGCUGAUAUUUUGAACUGAACCAUAUGGGGACUCAGUAUAGUUCUGCUUAUCACAGUGUUGUUGUUUUUGUUGUUGUUGCUGUCCCCAAAAAAACAAAAAAACAACAACAAAAAAACACAGAAAUAUUGGCACUCUCACAAUAAAUCUCCUUAGAGAGAACAGCACUGAGCCUCUUCCUAUAAUCUAACAAAGUUGGAGACAUUUAUAGAGGGCUCUUGAACAUUUAAUUUCGAACUCUAUUCUUGUGUUCAAUAGGCCUUAAAGCCACAAUCUAAGAUGGCAUUUACAGAAUAUUCAGUGUUAAUCUGGAGGUAUGUUUGAUUCAUUAUCUUGCUGAAAGUUUACUUUAUGGCCAAGGUUUAACCUUGUGGCAGACAAAACCAUGUGUUGACCUAAAAUAUCCUGGCCCUUUCAUGAUUACUUUUCAUGAGAGCCUCUGGACCAACAGCCACGCACACAUACAAAAAAAGCUCCAGCCUCCUUCUAUUGAAACAUAAUAGGGUAGAUGAAAAUUGGAGUGAUAAUUAGUAAAUUCUAUGCCAACAUUACUGUUACUAAACAUUAAAUAGCAACCCUCAGAAUUAGUAUACCAAAACCCAAACCAAAUUGGACCAGACGAUUUGUAUUGUUUGAGUUCUUGGCUCUGUGUCCUGAAGAUGGGAAUGAUUUGCAAGCUUAAAUGUACUUACAUUAAAUAUAUUUGUACCAUGUUGCACUUGAGUGUCACUGUGUAUUCUAAGGUUUGGAAGUUAUUGCUGCUCGCAGCAAAUUUCGAUAAUGGUUCGCAGAAAUGAAUGAGUUGCCAUGUCAGAUCCAAUAAACAGUUUGUGCAUUUGAGAGAUGAGUCCAGAAUGCACUUUUAAGUGCGGAAAAUUGAACACAUUUUAUUUUCAUUCCAGUUCCAGGAAUAAUCAUGGAAGUGCAGGCAAAGUGACUGGAAUAGGACUUUUGCUUGGGGUUGAUCGAUGAUUCUGCUUUGGGAUAGAAUGAGAAUCUUAUUUGUCUGCACGGUCCUCUACUGUACUUGCUAUCUAGGGUUGGCCCAGGUGCAGCUUGAAGAUGUGGAUAUCCUCCAGAAGCUGGGCCUGGUGGGAAAAAGACCUUCAUCAGGGACACGAUCCACUCCAUUAGGCGUAAUUCCCUUCAAGUCAGGAGUUAUCCUCACCCAGCGGGUGCGAAUCGAAGUGCCUGUGAACACAGUGGUGCCAGUCCCACUGAGCACGGAGUUCUCCCUGAUCUUCAGCAUCUGCUCACAUCGCAUCAAUAAUGCUUUCCUUUUCACCAUUGUGUCAAAGAGGAAGAGACUACAGCUAGGGGUGCAGUUCAUCCCUGGGAAAAUUGUAGUCUAUGUUGGCCAAAAGAACUCUGUAUAUUUUGAAUAUGACAUUCAUAAUGGCCAGUGGCACAACCUGGCUUUGGGCAUCCAACCCCAAAGGGUCACUUUAUAUACUUCUUGUGGGAAGACAAGUGUACAUGCAAAUUUGCAUUUUAAAAAUGAGGAAGCUCUGGAUCCAGACGGCUUCUUUCUUUUAGGCAAAAUGAGCCAGAACUCAGUGCAGUUCGAAGGAGCCAUCUGCCAGUUUGACAUUCAUCCUUCUGCCAAGGCAGCUCACAACUAUUGUAAGUACAUUAAAAAACAAUGCAGGGAAGCUGACACCUAUCGAGCAAACCUACCGCCACUUUUGCCACUGCUGCGCCUGGAUCCCAAUAUCUCUGUCACUCUACGGACCCCGAUGACCAUAACUGAGCUAAUCAAAAAAGGUUUUACUCCCAGCCUGUCACAGGAUAAAACAAGGAUCAAUACUGAAAUCUCAGGAGGAGUUAAUACGUCCAUUCAAAUGACAUCCCAGUAUGGUUCCUUGUCUUUGUCUGUGCAUGGAACAGUACCACCAAGGUUGUCCAGACCAAACCUUCAGAUUCCCACACAGGCCAAAACACCAACUGUUACCCCCUUCCUUAGCACCAGCGUAUCCCAAACAUUCCCCAAGCCCACCCAGAAGAGCAGUCCCAAAAAGGGGGUAACUAUAAAACCCCAUAAAUCAAAAGAUAACUACAUGCCUGUCACAGCAAAACCAACCAUAAAGAAGUUAGAAAGUGUUCAACCUUCAGCAGCUACCAAACCGUCCAGCAUUUUGCCCAACUCGAAAAGGCAGCUGACUACUAUAGCAGUGAAGAGAUCCAUUCCAGAGGUGACCACCUUUCAGUACGCCAAGCCCAACUCUUUUGCACCUGUCACCCCUGCAGCAACAGAUGGUUUUCAAACAUCUGACCUGGAACCGACACAGUUUUCCUUCCUGGCUGGACCACCUGGACUACCUGGACUAAAGGGAGAGCCAGGACCACCGGGACCUCCAGGGGACCCUGGGAAGCCUGGAUUUCCAGGGAAAAGAGGGCCUCGGGGUCCUCCAGGUCCACAUGGAAUCCCAGGUCGCCCAGGGCCUAAAGGACUCAAGGGAAGAAAGGGGGACCCUGGACUCUCCCCUGGCAGAGCGCCAAAUGGAGCAAAAGGGGACCCUGGGAUAAUGGGACCACCCGGACUACCUGGACAAGCCGGUCGACAAGGACAAAAAGGUCAUCCUGGUCCACCUGGCCAUCCUGGAGAGCCUGGAGACCAAGGGCCAGAUGGAAACCCGGGUGCCAAAGGUUAUCCUGGCAGGCAGGGGUUGCCAGGGCCAAUAGGAAAUACAGGACCAAAAGGAGUUCGGGGUUUUAUUGGAAUGCCAGGGCUCUUUGGUCUCCCAGGACCUGAUGGAGAAAGAGGUACUCCUGGUGUUCCUGGGAAGAAGGGCAAGAUGGGUAGGCCGGGCUUUACUGGGGAUUUUGGCGAGCGAGGACCACCAGGGCCUGACGGAAAUCCAGGAGAACUAGGUCCACCUGGUCCUAGUGGGGUACUUGGCCUUAUUGGGGACAUGGGACCUCUUGGAAUCAUGGGUCUUCCUGGGCCUGAUGGACCCAAGGGGGUAUCAGGGAAUCCAGGAGAGCCAGGACUGAAAGGUGAUAAGGGGGAAAUUGGUUUGCCAGGAGAGCCUGGAGAGCCUGGAUUCCAAGGUGACAAGGGUAUUCAGGGUUUGCCGGGAAUGCCAGGCAUCCGAGGGAAGCCAGGGCCACAGGGGAAACCUGGAGAUCAUGGACCAGAUGGUUUAUCUGGCCCUCCAGGCCCAGAGGGAUUUCCAGGAGAUAUCGGACCACCAGGACAGAAUGGCCCAGAAGGCCCAAAGGGGAAGUCAGGAGCGACGGGCAUACCUGGUCCAAGAGGAGCACCUGGACUUGAGGGAGAUGAAGGACCAGUUGGACCUGCCGGGCCCCUAGGACUGGAGGGUAGGCCUGGGACCAAGGGAUUCUCAGGAAAACCAGGAGCAGAUGGGCCCCAGGGCGAGCCUGGAGUAACUGGAAAUGUUGGGAUGCUUGGAGAGAGGGGACUUGAGGGGUUUAAAGGGCCUCCCGGUGAGACUGGGCUUCCUGGAGAGAAGGGAGCUCGGGGAGAGACUGGGCAGCCAGGGCCACCUGGAGAAAAUGGAGCGAUGGGACACACAGGAAUACCAGGUGAGAGGGGACCACCUGGACCACCAGGAAUACCUGGCCCUCUUGGUUCUAGGGGUCUCAGUGGCACUAGAGGACCCAAAGGCAGAAGGGGGCCAAGGGGGCCUGAAGGACCACCUGGGGAGAAUGGGUCAGUGGGGCGCAAGGGUCUGGAUGGUCCACCAGGGAAAUUGGGUUUAACAGGCCAGAAGGGAAAAAUCGGUGAACCAGGGGAAGCUGGACCACCAGGAUUCCCAGGUAUCCAAGGACCCUCCGGAAUACCAGGAGCAAAGGGAAUCCCAGGAAUGCCUGGACCUUCAGGGCCAUCAGGAACAAUUGGCCCUUUGGGUGAGAUUGGCUUGAUGGGCCUACCUGGAAAAGUCGGGGAAGUGGGCUUACCUGGAGAACUUGGAGAGAAGGGAGCUGUUGGGCCUCCUGGAAACAUCGGUGAACCUGGCUUGAUUGGAAUAAGAGGCGAGCAUGGGCUCAGCGGAGAAACCGGGCAGAGCGGCCUUGAUGGAGCCAAGGGCGAAAAGGGGGACAUGGGAGUAGAGGGCGAGCAAGGAGAAAAAGGAGAAAUGGGACUGAAAGGAAAGGAGGGGCCACCUGGAGAUCCUGGCCUAGUUGGCGUCAGGGGUCCUGAAGGCAAACCUGGCAAAAUUGGUGAAAGGGGAAAACCAGGAGAGAAGGGUCACAAAGGUCACCAGGGUCACAUUGGCGAGACUGGACCGGUUGGUGAACGGGGUCCUGUGGGUUUCCCAGGAUCAAAAGGAAACAGAGGAACCAUUGGAUUUGUGGGUGCACCAGGAAAAAUGGGCCUUGAAGGAAAUCUGGGCCUGAAAGGAUAUGAAGGACACCAGGGAACUCAAGGUCCAAUUGGCCCCACAGGACCAAAAGGUGCAAAGGGUGAACCAGGGGAUGAUGGGAAGAUUGAAGGCCCUGCUGGUCCUCCAGGUGACAUCGGCCCUGUUGGUCCAAGAGGGGUCAGAGGAGAACCAGGUGACCCUGGCUACCCAGGUCAGCAAGGAAUAGAUGGAGAAAGGGGCAAACCUGGAGCUCCUGGAUUACCUGGAAACCCUGGUCCAAGAGGCAUUCUGGGAUCCAAAGGAUCCAAAGGCGAUCGAGGCCCAAAAGGCAAAAAGGGUGCUCGAAGUGAAUCUGGCAGCAGAGGGCCUCCUGGUCCUAUUGGUCCCCCUGGUCCCAGAGGUGUCGUUGGUCGAGAAGGACCUGAGGGAAGUCCUGGCAUGGAUGGAGCUCCUGGAAAAGAUGGGCCUAAAGGAAUGCCAGGGGAGCAGGGAAGUGAUGGAGAAGUGGGUUUACCUGGAAAGACAGGGCCACAUGGCCAAACAGGGCAACCUGGCUUACAAGGGAGUCAAGGAUCCUUUGGACCAAAGGGUGAGAGAGGCCCACCAGGUGAGAUUGGACCUAUUGGCAAGCGUGGAAUCCAUGGAACCAUGGGGAUGCAAGGGAAAUCAGGCAACCAUGGAGUUAAAGGCCAACCUGGCGAUCCUGGCGAGAGGGGAUUGUCUGGACCUCUUGGACACUUUGGACCUAAGGGUCCACCUGGUGAUGCUGGUCCUGCUGGUAUCCAGGGACCACGAGGACCACAGGGUUUGAUGGGAUCGAGAGGUGCCAUCGGACCAGUUGGAAUCAUCGGACCCAGCGGUUAUCCAGGACCUCACGGGGACAAAGGAAGUCGAGGGGAGAUGGGGGUACCAGGACCAAGGGGCCCUCCUGGACCUCGUGGCCCACCGGGACCCCCAGGUCCCCCUGCUUCUUCUCUGUCUCUUAAGAGUGAGGCACUUGGUGCUGCUUUUCAAGUCAUAUUUGAUUCCUACUCUGCACUGAGGUCUGAGACAUACUCAGACAUAGACAUUCCCAUGCUGGACCAGGGAACCGAGAUCUUUAAGACCCUUCACUACCUCAGUAACCUGAUCUACAGCAUCAAGAACCCACUGGGAACGCAGGAGAACCCAGCCAGGAUGUGCCGGGACCUGCUGGACUGUGAGCACAGAGUGAAAGAUGGCACUUAUUGGAUUGACCCAAACCUGGGAUGCUCCUCUGACACAAUUGAAGUCACCUGCAACUUCACAGGCAGAGGUCAGACUUGCCUGAGGCCGCUCACUACAUCCAAGUUAGAGAUGGGUGUAGGAGUGAUCCAGAUGAACUUCAUUCACCUGCUGAGCUCAGAGGCAGUGCAGCUUCUCACCAUCCACUGCCUGAACGUGUCUGUGUGGGCAGAAGGGGCAUCCAAACCUCCAUCCCACAAUGCUGUGAGCUUCAAGGCCUGGAAUGGAGAGAUAAUCAAGGCUAGAGGACUCAUUCGGCCUGAACUGCUAAAGGAUGAAUGCUGGAUGACAGACGGACGGUGGCAUCAGACCCAGUUCCUUUUCCAGACACAGGAGCCCAACCUGUUGCCUAUAGUCGAUGUGCUGAACCUCCCAAACAAAAAAGCAGGCUUUAAUUAUCACCUGGAGGUGGGGCCUGUGUGCUUCAUAUAGAGGACAGAAGGAAAGAACAGAGAGGAAUAGGACUAAAGCUUUGUGCUCUGUGAUUUUUGGGCUCUCACUGCUCAGACCUGGACUGCAGACUCAGCGUGAAGGAAAAUGAGAUCCAGAGCAUCUUGAAAGUAAACAAGACUUCUCAAGCUGGAGGCUUAAUGGACAAAAAGCUAUUUUCUUUAAAGGACUACUUUUUCUCUUCAGCUGUUUCUAAAAGAAGACUUAAAAGAAACUUUGAGCAAUCCGUCUCAAGCUGCCAAAAGAGUUAAUUUAUUCACACAUUUGUGCUUUACGCACAAGAUUUCCUGUUACAGAUGGGUGCCGAAUUGUUCAACACAUAUUUGCAUUUACAGUACUUAUUUUGUAUCUUUUUUUUUUUUUUUUUUUUUUUACACAUGAACAUAUGUAUUUAUAUGUGUAUGUAUAUUUUUUGUAAAGUGCAAUGUGAGAAAGAUUUUGUUGUAUAAAGGGAAAUCCUAUAUUUGGCUGUUCAAGUGAAUCAAGGUUUACUGUCACUCAUAUUGACUUUUUUCAGGUUUGAUGCAUGUGUGUGUGUGUGUGUGUGUGUCUGUCUGUCUGUCUGUCUGUCUGUAGGUCUUGUUCUAAUGAUACUUGGUGGAUAUUGGAUUAUACAGUCCCAUUUGAAAGAAUUGGAAUGGCAAGGCCAAUUUCUUUAGGUUUUUUUGCUAUAAACUGAAGACAUUGGGGAUUGAAAUCAAAAGUUGAAUAUGAAUUGAUAGAUCAGAAUUUCAGCUUUCAUUUCUUGAUAUUUACAUUUACAUUUAUUCACUUAGUAGACGCUUUUAUCCAAAGCGACUUACAAAUGAGAAAAAUACAAGCAAAAUAUUACAAAAGAUAUUACAUCUACAUGUGUUAAGCGACUUAGAACAUGGCAGCUUUGGUGGCAGACCACCUAAUUUAUAGGUGAACAAAAGUACUGGAGUAGAUAGUUUUAAAGAAAAUUCGAGUAAAUAACACUUCGUAUUUGGUUGCAUAUCCCUUGCUUGCAAUAACUACAUCAAGUUGGGUGAUCCACUGUUGCAUUCUUCUUUUGUGAUGCUUUUUCAGGCUUGUACCACAGCUUCUUUCAGUUGUUGUUUGUUUUGGGUGGGGGUUUCUCCCUUCAGGAGGUGAAAUGCUGCUCAAUUGGGUUAAGGUCUGGUGAUUGACUUGGCCAGUCUAAAACCUUCCACUUUUCCCUUAAUAAAGUCCUUUGUUGUGUUAGCAGUGUGUUUUGGGUUAUUGUCUUGCUGCAUGAUGAAGUUCCUCCCAAUUAGAUUGGGAUGCGUUUCUCUGUAAAUUGGCAGACAGAUUGCUUCUCUAAUCUUCUGAAUUUAUUUAUUCUACCAUCACUGCUACCAUAAUGAGUUACAUCAUCAAUAAAAAUUUGUGAGCCCAUUCCACAAGCAGCCAUGCAAGCCCAAGCCAUGAUACUACCUUCACCGUGCUUUACUGAUGAGCUUGUUUGUUUUGGAUCAUGAGCAGAUCCUUUAUUUCUCCACACUUUGCCCUUUCCAUCACAUUGGUAGAGGUUAAUCUUGGUCCUAGAACUUUUUGUACUGCUGAUGAGUGGUUUGCAUUUUGUGGUAUGGCUUCUAUGUUUCUGCUCUCAAAGUCUUCUUCAAAUGGUGGAUUGUGAUACCUUCACCCCUGCACUGUUGAGGUUGUUAGUGAUGUCACUGACUGCUGUUUUUGAGUUUUUCAUCACAGCUCUCACAAUGUUUCUGUCAUCAACUGUUGUUUUCCUUGGCCAACCUGUUCCAUGUCAGGUUGUUAGUACACCAGUGGUUUCUUUUUUUUCUCAGACCAUUCCAAAUUGUUGUAUUGGCUAUGCCCAAUGUUUGUGCAAUGGCUCUGAUUCAUUUUUACCCUCUUUUCUCAGCUUUAAAAUGGCUUGCUUUUCUUCCAUAGUCAGCUCUCUGGUCUUCAUGUUGAUUUAUCCUUUUUAACAACAAAUGCAAUCUUCACAGGCAAAACCCAGGUCUCAAACCAGGAGUAGACAUUCACAGCUGUUAAUUGUUUAAACAAUCAAUCUAACAGGGAAAACUUGUGCAACAAGAAACCCUUGAGAAUUGGCCUUGCUAUUCCAAUACUUUUAGAGGGGACUGUAUGUUAAGGUCAGGAAUAACUGUGCAUGAAUAUAUGCAUCAACACAUACACAUACACUCAACAUACACAUCAACACAUAACUCAUGUAACUUAUCAGGUUUAGUUAACAUUGACGGAGGUGGUUUCAAGCUUGAAAGUAUCAUUAAAUGUCUACCUCCAAUCUCACAUUUUUAUGGUGCUCUAGGAAUAUCAGCUUUUAACAAAUAAAAAACUAUAUGCGUCUUCUGUGGUUGCCUUUGAAAUAUAGUUUGUUCUGUCAUCCAACAAGUGUCUAUAGAUGAAGUGCCUUUUUUUUUUUUUACUUUGAAAGGGAAUAUUUUUGUAUGAACAGAAAAAAGAAAAAAUAGUGUCCUUUUUAUAUGCCAUCUUGCCUAGAACAUUUUUGAUGUAUGCCUUGUGUACAAAUCCUUGAAUUCUGCUAAGAGCUUAAGAAGAAAAAAAGAAGUGUUUUAUGUUUUCAUACUUUAUUCAGCGUGAAAGCUGGAUCCAUCCAGUGUUUUAUUACCUGUACUACUAAACAUGGUCUACAUAUGAAUCCCCAUUGCUAUAAAAUAAUAAUCAGAAAUGCAAUGUCUCCUUUUGGCAUGUGAUCCAUAAGCCCUGUCUGACUGCACACGUGAUCAUUUGACAUUAAAAAAGUGCUCUUAAUAAAAUGUGUCUGUGCACGAAUAAGAUACACACUUUUCCAUGGAUCAUUCUAAUUGAAAUUAAGGGCACUAAGCCGUUUUUCCUACAAGUAGCUCUUAAAGCUGCACCCAUGACCCUGAUUAGAAAUGUAUUUUUAUUCAAUUACAUAUUUUUUCUUUUCUUAUUCCCGCCAAUUCUGACCAACUUAGAGAUACAUGAAAUAUUUGUGGUGCGAACAGCUUUAUUGUGAGCCAUGUUAUCUCAACAUGAGGGGGUGUUCAAGGCAUUUUUGUUCUAUUGUGUGUACAUUUUAGGUUUCUGUGUUUGUGUGCUCCUUUUUACAAUAACCCAUGUGUGCUAUGACUGUAUUUUCCCCCCACAAAUACCCAAAUUAUAGCCCUCCAUGUCUGUGAAUGUUUUCCAUUUCUUCCGGUAUGUUUUAUGGAUGGAAUACCUCAUGUUGCAAACCAAGGAAUGUUUUUUUUUUUUUUUUUUUGGUCUCCUGAAUUUGUGAACAGAAGGUUGAAGUCAUAAUCAUAAUCAAAAUCCUCCUCAUGUCUGUACCAUCCUGAAUAUUCCUCAGUCAUUUCACCCUCUUAUUUACCUCUGAAUAAACAGCUGGGUGGUCAGUAAA
Messenger RNA from Ictalurus punctatus (channel catfish), 10555 nucleotides. It is a transcript of the gene col27a1b, whose product is annotated as collagen, type XXVII, alpha 1b. The record is from RefSeq and is a predicted model, not a curated record. Bases 2131 to 7185 code for a protein of 1684 amino acids. NCBI's taxonomy places the organism in Eukaryota, Metazoa, Chordata, Actinopteri, Siluriformes, Ictaluridae. Gene Ontology annotation, molecular function: extracellular matrix structural constituent. The transcript has 61 exons.